AUGCGCCAUCUCCCGGCCGGGCCGCGCCGUCCUCGAGCCGCGGGUUCGAGUCCCGGCCCGGCCCCGGUGGCGCCGCCGGUACCGGAACCGGGCCCGGGCUGGGUCUGGGGGCUCCUCCCGCGGCCCCCGCGCCCGGCGCGGCCGCUGCCGGUGCUGCUGGCGGUGCUGGCGGCCGCCGCCGUGAUCCUCGUGUGCUGGCCCGGCGGGGAGCGCGGAGGGAGCGGAGACCCCCCAAAAUCCCCCCAGGAUCCCCCGGACCGCGCCCUCAGGACCCUCCUGGCCCGGCUGGACCCCGCCCGGCUCUGGGGGUCCCUCCUGAGACCCCUCCUGCACGAGAGGGUCCCUGGGGGGCCCGGCAGCCGCGCCGCCCGACAGCACAUCCUGUCGCACCUGCGCUCCCUGCGCGCCCGCUGGCACCUGGAGCUGGACACCUUUGUGGCGGCCACGCCCCGCGGGCAGGUGACCUUCAGCAGCGUGGUGGCCACGGCGGCGCCCGCAGGUGCGCGGCGCCUGGCGCUGGCCUGCCACUACGACACCAAGGUGCUCUCACCUGGGGACGCACCUGGGCAUGGCUCACCUGGGCACUCACCUGGGCAUCGCUCACCUGAGCCGUUCGUGGGCGCCACCGACGCCGCCGUGCCCUGCGCGCUCCUGCUGGAGCUGGCGUCAGCGCUGGACGCACACCUGAGCGCCAGGGCAGAGCAGGACCCCCCUGUGACGCUGCAGCUGCUGUUCCUGGACGGGGAGGAGGCGUUCGACACCUGGAGCGAGAGCGACUCCCUGUACGGGGCGCGACACCUGGCGGGGAAAAUGGCCAGGAGGGGACACCCCGCGGGGUCAGAGGUCACCGCCAUGAGCCUGCUGGUGCUGCUGGACCUGCUGGGCGCCCCCGGCCCCGCCAUCCACAGCCACUUCCCCCAGAGCCACCACUGGUUCCUGCGGCUGCACGGCAUCGAGCGCCGUCUCCGCCACCUCGGGCUCCUGCAGUCGCCGCCGCCGCCGUUUUUCCGCCUCAGCCCGGCCCCGGGGCCCGUCGAGGACGACCACGUGCCCUUCCUGCGCCGAGGUGUCCCGGUGCUCCACGUGAUCCCGACGCCGUUCCCGCGGGUCUGGCACACCCUCGGGGACACCGAGGACAAUCUGCACCCCCCGACCGUGCACGACCUGGCCAAGGUCCUGCUGCUCUUCGUGGCUGAGUUCCUGCAGCUCUGACACC
Messenger RNA from Melozone crissalis (California towhee), 1216 nucleotides. It is a transcript of the gene QPCTL, whose product is annotated as glutaminyl-peptide cyclotransferase like. Gene Ontology annotation, molecular function: glutaminyl-peptide cyclotransferase activity; zinc ion binding. The record is from RefSeq and is a predicted model, not a curated record. Lineage: Eukaryota; Metazoa; Chordata; Aves; Passeriformes; Passerellidae.